UCGGCAACGGUGACCCGGCCGAUGGACGCCGAUUCCACGUUGGCUCGUUCCUGUGGCGAGACGACGGUCGAGACGGCGACCAAAGUGCUGCGUACCGGCGACCUCCAAGCCGACCAGUGCUCGACGUUGGCGCGUUCCUGCGGCGAAACGACCAUCCAAGCGCCGACGAAAUUGUUGAGGCUGGACUUAGGCGAGGCCGGAUCGACUCUCGCCAGGUCUUGCGGCGAGACAACGAUCCAGCCGCCGACGAAAGUGGCCGAGGCGCGUAGGAACAGCGUUAAGGACGCCAGAGACAACAGGGACACCAGAGACAGCGCUAGCGAGGGGCACACAAUGGCCGAGAGGGAUCUGGGAAGCACGCUGAGACUUCCGGCCCAGCAUCCGCCUCUCUACAGCCCGGACAGGACCAGCGAUCGAGAAUCAAACUUCGACUCCCUUUAGACACCGAAAAGAGUGAAGCAGCCCGAUCGACGGAGAUUUGUGGACGCAAACCGCUGGACGGUAGCCUCCACAGGUUCGCGAGCCGAAAAAGCAAACUUCUCCAUCGACGCGCUUAAACUCCUUCAACUAAAAUCGGUAACGCAAACUCUCUGACAUUCUCAACGGGAAGCUUUAUUAAAUUAAAAUUAUUUAUUGAACGGAGAGCGUCUGAACGAAAAGUUAUUUAUGGUAAUUUUUGAAAAUAACCAAAGCGAUAAAAACUAAUUCUGCGGUAGGGAGGGAAAUUUUCGAGCAUCGUUCGCUCAUAUUUAUUUAUACAGAUGAUUUUUAGACGUACGUUAGACGCGUUUCAGAGAGCGCUUUCUUUUUUGCCGUCGACGGGAUUCGAAACGAUGAAUAUAAGCUUUUGUCACAUUCAAAGAGACGUGCUGGUUACUCAUCCCCGUGCCAAAAUACAACCAAUGAAAUGGAAAGGGAAGUCGCUUAUCGCCUUUCCGACUCUCGUUUUCACGUUUCAUCUUCCUCCUCACCGUUCUUCCUUCAUGGCUAACAAAGUCGCCAAGUAUUUCCCAAAAGAAAUUCGAUCAUCGUAGAACGUCGUCAUUCAUAAAUACAAUUGAAACGACUUAAACCUUUGAAAGAUUGAAAUUAAAAAAUGACGUUGGAUCGAAUUUCCUACGAACGUCUGAUCCUUGGCGAAAUGGAAGGAACGAGUUGACGCGUGAUUCAAGUAAACACAGUGUCAUAAGUCGCGCAUAAUGCCGCCGCGGUGGCCGGAAGAUUAUUAUUAAUUGUUGUUAUUGUUUAUUUGUUUAGUCUAUUUUUUCAAACGGCGGGUCGUAGUUGUCAUGUCGCCCGGCUUCGUCUUUACAAAUUGGCAAUUGCGAUCCAUCAGAUUUGUGAAUAAAAAUAUAAUUAAUCAUCGGGCACGUCCAUCUACGGAUUCGAUCAUGCGAACAGCAGUUUCGUAUAGUAUUGCGUUUUUUUUAUGAGAUUCGAGAAGUGUCUGACGAAGACGAAGCCGCGGCAACGUCGCUUAAUUGGACUCGAGGAAGAGCGAGCAGGCCGUGUCGCAUUUAAACUUCAUCCCCCCUUUUUUUAAUCUCGUUUAGCUCAAUAAUAGGUAGCGUACGUAAGCGGACGCAGGACAGGUGUAUCAUUAACGACAAUACUUGCAAUGCUUUUCUCUUAAUUAUUAUCUCCCCCCAAGAACGUGUUUUAACCAAAAGAACUACCGCUCGUUUCAUAAACGAGGGCGAGCAAUUGUAAUUACUAAUUAACUUGUCCACUCUGUUGAAAUCGCACCCUCGUGCACGCAGCACGUACGUACACACAGAUAUCCGAUUUAUACAUAAAUAUAAAUAAUAUAAAAUAAUAUAAUAAUAAUGAUAAUAAUGAUAAAUGUAAUCUGUUGUACAUACCGUCUCCAAGAGAACCUCUUCUUAAUGUUAUUGUAAUUUUUGUAUACUUAGAACCUGUAUACUUCUUCGUAAUUUUAAUAAAACCGAA
This is a messenger RNA of Ceratina calcarata, 1950 nucleotides long. RefSeq lists its product as uncharacterized. Bases 22 to 441 code for a protein of 139 amino acids. The transcript is spliced from 2 exons. Lineage: Eukaryota; Metazoa; Arthropoda; Insecta; Hymenoptera; Apidae. The record is from RefSeq and is a predicted model, not a curated record.